Cyclocybe aegerita is the source of this 2832-nucleotide messenger RNA. NCBI's taxonomy places the organism in Eukaryota, Fungi, Basidiomycota, Agaricomycetes, Agaricales, Hemipholiotaceae. The record is from the annotation of a GenBank genome assembly.
AUGCCUCGAUUGAACUUCGACAUCGAUGAAGCGACCAUUCUGAAGACCUACAAGAUUGGCUCGCUGGAACCAACGAAGUGGGAAGUGGUGGACCACGACUUCGACGAUGAGACGGUUGCGAGCUCAUUUUUAAGUCCGAAUGCCAUUGCUGGUGAGGUGAGGGAGAAGGAGGCGUCGGAUCCACUAGGGCUGGGGACUACACAAAACGCGGCAGACCUCGAUAUGGAGACAAAGGCUGCCGUCAUAAUCACCUCCAAAACUUUUGACCCAGCCGCGUAUCUCUCUUUCGCACACCCGAACGCGACGUACCAAGACCUUGCCUACGGCAUUGCACAUCUCCAGAGCUCCAUAGAAGCGCGUAGCGAAGCUCUCCGAGUUCUCGUGGAGAACAACUUCGACCGAUUCGUUGCGGUGAAGGCGUCGACGGAUGGACUGUAUGAAGACAUGAAAGCGGGUCUGUUAGCCUCAGAAACAGACUACGCGUCCAAACCCCUGCGACGGCAUCUGAAGGGUGGUGUGCAGAAGGCUAAUCAGAUCUUUCUUCCCGUCCUCGAGACCGCGUCCAAAGCCCAGAAGCUGCGAAGUACACUGGGUGUGUUUGAACGGUCCAAGUUCUUCUUCAACCUCCCUAGCUUCAUCAUGGAAUCUACCGACGCCGGCCGGUACGAGCUCGCCCUCCGUGACUACAAGAAAGGCAAAUACCUUCUGGAGAACCGACCAGGGCAGCUCCUCCCUAUCGGGCCAACGAAAGAUGAGCCGACGUCGGUAGCGGCGCAGCAGCGUCAGAAGAGGGUCUUGAACAAAGUCUGGACGAGUGUGGAGAAGGCGAUGGCCGAGAUGCGCAAGGUCUUGGUAAAACAGCUAGAGGACGGAACGAGGAGUGUCGAGGAGCAAGAGAAGACCAUCGAGAUGUUGCUGGAAUUCCAGUCAGGCGACGACCCCGUGUGGACGUACCUCGACAGUCACCACACGCAUAUCAUGAACCAGAUGAGCUCUGCACAUCGAGCGUCGGUGGCAACUAUUGAAGAGAUCCUCGAGGCGUCAAGAAUCAAGAGAGGAAACAUGACCUUGGAAUCGUCAUUAGAAAUGCAGCUACAGACUGCCAUGCGGCACCUGGAGGACAGGCAGGUCGAUGUAGUCAUUGCAACAUCUGCAGCGGAACCUGCCUGGCUGGCGGUGCUCGACCUCGUCAGGUACAUCUCUGAGGCAAUUUCGUCUUCUCUGCCCAACUUUUGGAGGAUCUCAAAGAACUUUAUCGACGGCAAAUACAAGAAGCCCACGAAUACCUCCUCGGGCUCGCGGCGGAGCCCAAGCCAAUGUCAAACCAUGGCUUUCGAUAUCGUGAAGCUCUACAUCUCGCUCAUCUCGCAAACCUUUGUGCUGUCCGACAUGGUAGUUAUGACCUCUCCCAGCAACGCGGCUACCUAUACCCACCCUCCGCUCCUCCCUGUUGACUCGCAUUCACCAUCUACAGCGCAUUACCUACAUAAGAUCCUCGGAGAAGUGCAGGAGUGCGUUAACGAGAUCAACGCUCUGGAAAUUUCGAGCGAUGUGUCCAAUGGGCUGAAGAGCUUGAUCGAGAGUUUGAAGUGGAGGCUCGAGGAUGUUCUGGUGAAUGCGUGGCUGAGAGAUGCUCGAAUGUUCUACCAUCUGGAAUCAUGGACCGUCAGUCGAGAAGAGCCCUCUGCAACGCACUACCUCUCCAAGUUUGAGAUGUUUCAGCGGCAUCUCACGACGUCCGCAUACAAGAUCGCAGCAGGGGCCGACCUCCCUUCGAGCCUCUCCUCAUCGAAAUCUUCUCGGCAACCAGCCGUCGCACAGGUCUUCAUCACGAAGAUCUCGAGGGCCUUCCUAGACGCGCUCUACGCCCUCCUCGAUGGCUUGGUAUUGCUGGCAUCGCAAGAGUCGCCGAUCCUUUGCAAGCGGCCGUCAUUCAAGGGCACGGAGAACGCCAUGGAGAUGAGGCUCCACGAGCUGCUAGAUCUGAAGGAUGGCAAUGUCAGGCUGCUGCUCGUCAUCUCGAACUUGAAGCAUCUAGGCAGAGCGGUCAUUCCGGGGAUGCUGGUGCAGGUGGAAGCGGCGUUUGGGAUAACGCUGGCCGACGACCGUGCUACACUGACGGGUGUGGUGGAUGAGCUGGACAAGACGUUGUUCGACGAGUACGUCAAGCCUAGAGCCAAAGUGCUUACGGACAUCCUCCGAGAAGCGGUCUCCGGCCCCGCCAUCGAUUGGUACAGAGCACCCCAGCCCACUGCCGUUCGCCCGUACGUUCUCGGAAUCAUGAACUACCUUGUGGAGGUGCAUGCGCAAGUCUGCAACGUGGCCAGUAAUUUGCUGGAUCGAACAUUGAAUGCCUUGCUCGAUGAGCUGGUGGCCGAGGCUGGGCGGUGCUUUUCCCAGAUCAAGCGCUUCGGGACUGGUGGCUUGCUCAUAGCUGUGAUGGAGUUGACAUUCAUAUCAAAAUCCUUGGGACAUUACGGGCCAGAAACGGCGGCUGGAAAGUUUUUGGAGGAUCUAUACACCCACAAAAUCACCCAGGCGUACGCUCCGUCAGCGAAGGAAACUCAAGAGUUUAAGGUUGCAUUCGAGGCCAUGCAGAAGGCGUUGGGCGACGCUCGGAGGGCAACUGCGGUCCAGUUCCUGUGUUUCAGACAGGCUAAGGAGAAAGGUGCAAGUAGCGAUAGCAGAAAGGACACCAAGGAUCGAGACAGGGACCAGGACAGCAUGACGAGCACAAGGGCGGGUGUGACAACAACCCCGAGUCGCCGCGGCGAGAACGGGAUGGGAGGUGGUCCUAAGGAGAGUGGGCGAAGUCGCAGCAGAAAUGAGUGA